This is a messenger RNA of Vombatus ursinus (common wombat), 1559 nucleotides long. RefSeq names its product zinc finger protein 296 (gene ZNF296). NCBI's taxonomy places the organism in Eukaryota, Metazoa, Chordata, Mammalia, Diprotodontia, Vombatidae. Bases 1 to 1509 code for a protein of 502 amino acids. The transcript is spliced from 2 exons. The record is from RefSeq and is a predicted model, not a curated record. Gene Ontology annotation, cellular component: nucleus. Gene Ontology annotation, molecular function: RNA polymerase II cis-regulatory region sequence-specific DNA binding; DNA-binding transcription factor activity. Gene Ontology annotation, biological process: regulation of transcription by RNA polymerase II; negative regulation of dendrite development.
AUGUCCCGGAGGAAGCUGGGUAGUGUGCCCCGCCGGGGGCCCCGGGCCGACGAGGCCGAGCCGCGGGCCCUCGACGAGCCCGAUGGCCCCUGCGGCCCCGCGACCUCGCCGGCUUCCUCCUCGUCGUCCUCGUCCUCCUCGUCCGCGCCGCCCCCGCCCCAGCUCCGGCCGGACGGCCCCGACGGCGGCCCAGCGCUGGCGUGCGCCACGUCCCGGAGGAAGCUGGGCAGCGCGCCCCGCCGGGGGCCCGGGGACCGGGCCGAGGACGACGUCCGGCCCCAGGCGCCCGAUGGCCUGGGCGGCCCCGCGGCCUCACCGGCCUCCUCCUCGUCGUUGUCGUCGUCGUCGUCGCCGCCGUCCUGCUCAUCCGUGCCGCCCCUGGCCGUCCCGGAUGUCCCCAACGCGGGCAGCGCGGGCGAGUGGCCCCCCGGCCGUCCGGGUCCCGGGUGCGCGCGAGCCCCUCCGCGCUCCCCGGCCGGCGGCCCCGGGCGCCUCCUCCCCGCAGCCCUCCGGAGCUGCCCCGACCUGCUGACGUGCGGCCGCUGCCUGCUCACCUUCCCGCUGAGCCAGAUCGUGGCCUUCAUCGAGCACAAGCGAGGCCGCUGCCAGAGGCCCGCCUGGGGCCGGCGCCCCGACCCCGACGGGGACCCGGGGUCCCGGGAGCCCUCAGCCUUCUCCUGCAGCAGCUGUGGCAGCUGGUUCAUGGGUGCCUGGGCCCUCCUCCGCCAUGCCCAGGAGAGCCACGGCCUGGCCAUCUACCAGAGCCGGCCAAGCCCAGCCAAAGAUGGAGAAGCCCCAGCACCACUGGCGGCAGCACCUUCCAUCCGGACCCGGAGUCACGCCUGUGACUUCUGCGGCAAAGGUUUUCGCUCCCACAGCAACCUGACCGUGCAUCGACGCACCCAUACCGGGGAGCGGCCUUACCACUGCCCCCGCUGUCCCUAUUCCUGUGCCCAGAGCAGCAAGCUGACCCGCCACCUGCGCACUCACCAACGGGCAGGGCCUGGCUCUGCCCCAGCCCCUCCAGAGCCAGCCGACUAUGCUGCUGCCCCCUCAGACCUGGUCCCACCCCCAGGGCCUAGCAGCGGCAGCAGUGAGGAAGGGGGUGGUCGAGAGCCUGGCUCUCCUGGGGCUCCACCAGCUGGCCCCGGGGAGGAUGCGGGGGGAGGGGGCCGAGGGAGUGUGGGCCGGCGGAGGGGAGACACCUGUGAGUUCUGUGGCAAAGUUUUUAGAAACAGCAGCAACCUGACGGUCCAUCGGCGCUCCCACACAGGAGAGAGGCCCUACGCCUGCCCCCUCUGCCCCUAUGCCUGUGCACAGAGCAGCAAGCUCACCCGCCACCUACGUACCCAUGGUCCAGCACCUGGCUCACCCCCUUUCCAAUGCCCCCACUGCUUGGUGCCCUUUGGCCUCCGAGCAACCCUGGACAAACACCUCAAGCGACAACAUGGGGAGCUGGGGAACGGGCCCGAGCACGAGGGCGACCACCAGCCCCCAGCCCAUCCAUGACUCAACUUAUUUUUAUUUUUGGUAAUAAAAGAUUUCUAGUUUUUGAAAUA